Messenger RNA from Trichomonas vaginalis G3, 1140 nucleotides. RefSeq names its product protein kinase protein. The record is from RefSeq and is a predicted model, not a curated record. The transcript has a single exon. The coding region runs from base 1 to 1140 and encodes 379 amino acids. Gene Ontology annotation, cellular component: nucleus; cytoplasm. NCBI's taxonomy places the organism in Eukaryota, Parabasalia, Trichomonadida, Trichomonadidae. Gene Ontology annotation, biological process: signal transduction; peptidyl-serine phosphorylation; endocytosis. Gene Ontology annotation, molecular function: protein serine/threonine kinase activity; ATP binding.
AUGCGCCACAACCAACAAUUAUCAUUAAAAACGGUUUUGAUAUUUGCAGAUCAGGCCAUUUGCCUAAUACAAUACAUGCAUGAACGCCAUUUCAUACAUAGAGAUAUCAAGCCAGAGAACUUCUUAAUUGGAACCGGGAAAAAAUCAAAUUUAAUUUAUUUGAUCGAUUUCGGACUUUCAAAGAAAUAUAGGGAUCCGAAGACUAAAGAACAUAUCCCAUACAGAGGCGAUAAAGAACUUGUCGGAACUUCUAGAUACGUUUCAAUAAACACUCAUCUCGGAAUUGAGCAAAGUAGAAGGGAUGACCUCGAAAGUUUAGGUUAUGUCCUUGUUUAUUUGCUCAAGGGACAACUUCCAUGGCAAGGAAUUCAGUCAGAGAACUUAAAACAAAAAUAUGAGAAAAUCGGAGAAAAGAAAAUGACUACUUCCUUUGAUAUGCUAUGUCAAGACUUACCUGAAGAGUUCAUAAAAUACUUUGAAAUAGUCAGAGCUCUUGAUUUCGCCCAAGAACCCCCUUAUUCACAACUUAGACAAAUAUUUAGAGAAUGUUUUCUGAAACAUGACUUUGUUUAUGACUACAAAUACGAUUGGUCGAAUGGAAAUGACAAGGAAACAUGCAAAAACUAUGAUCCAGUUCCAAUGCAUGCUCCUAUCUUCAAAGAUCAUGAAGCUGGUUUGGAGAUUUUACCCAAAAAUGAGAGAAAUCACCCGAAUUUCAGGUACGCGACUCCAAACAUAGAGAACAACAGGAUACAACAGAUAACUGAACAGUUGACAACAGUAAAAGCGAGGACAGCAAUCACAAACAAAAGAGUUUGGGUUGAUCCUGGAAAAAGACAAACAUUUCCAAGAGGUCCUCCACCAAUUCCUGCAAAAAUGCUUCCUCCGCCAAAGAAGAAAGGAAGACUAAGCAGGACUACGCAGCUGGCACAAAAAACAUUCUCUCUUCUGGUUUCUCCAACUUCUUCUUUGAGACAACAGUCGCAGUCACAAAACAAAUUUGAUGUCGCUUCAACAACUCCUUCCUUGGCAAGUGAUAAUAUCCCAAUACAUCCUAACACUGCUCCUGAACCAGUGAAAACAAUGAGCUUAGACGCACCAUACAAACCUGAAGAAAUUCCUGAAGAUGAUGAAAAUUAA